AUGUCUGAGACUCGAGAGGACUCCGUCUACCUCGCCAAGCUCGCUGAGCAGGCUGAGCGCUACGAGGAGAUGGUUGAGAACAUGAAGCGCGUCGCUUCUUCUGACCAAGAGCUCACUGUUGAGGAGCGAAACCUCCUCUCGGUCGCUUACAAGAACGUUAUUGGCGCCCGCCGUGCUUCCUGGCGCAUUGUUUCCUCCAUUGAACAAAAGGAGGAGAGCAAGGGCAACGAGACUCAAGUCACCAUGAUCAAGAAGUACCGCGAGAAGAUCGAGGCCGAGCUCGCUCAAAUUUGCGAGGACAUUCUUGACGUCCUCGACAAGCACUUGAUCCCCUCUGCCGCCUCUGGCGAGUCCAAGGUCUUCUACCACAAGAUGAAGGGAGACUACCACCGUUACCUUGCUGAAUUUGCCACUGGUGACAAGAGGAAGGACAGUGCGGACAAGUCUCUCGAGGCAUACAAGGCUGCCUCCGACGUUGCCGUUACCGAGCUUCCUCCUACUCACCCGAUCCGUCUCGGUCUGGCACUGAACUUCUCCGUCUUCUACUACGAGAUCCUCAACAGCCCUGACCGCGCCUGCCACCUCGCCAAGCAAGCCUUUGAUGAUGCUAUCGCGGAGCUUGACACUCUGUCCGAGGAGAGCUACAAGGACUCCACUCUUAUCAUGCAACUCUUGCGUGACAACCUCACCCUCUGGACAAGCGACAUGGCCGAUGCUGCUGCCCCCGAAGGUGCGGCUGCGCCCGAGAAGGUAGAGGACAAGCCCGCCGAGGCAGGCGAGGCCUGA
Molecule: messenger RNA, 786 nt
Organism: Ceraceosorus guamensis
Lineage: Eukaryota; Fungi; Basidiomycota; Exobasidiomycetes; Ceraceosorales; Ceraceosoraceae
Product: 14-3-3 protein
Exons: 5
Coding region: 1-786 (261 amino acids)
Biological process (GO): signal transduction
Cellular component (GO): cytoplasm
Source: RefSeq, a predicted model, not a curated record